AUGGCCACUAGACGAAUGCAUGUGGCUGACUUGGCUAAAGCCGAUGACUCCCCUGUUGAGCAUGCUGUUGAAGACAUGAAUGAAGAGAUGAGCAAGAUACAUGGGGUCAAUACAAUUGUGCACAAUCUUGCAGAGAAACUUGGGGACGCAGAGGAUGGCAUAGCGCCAAUAGACGAUAUUGAGUAUGUCAUGGACAAGAUCAACGCCCUGACUGUCGAAGAGUGCAAGGACAUCAUCACAGAGAUGCUCAAGUUCCACGAGUUCGAUUACAACUUCUCCAACACUCUCCGACAGAAACUCACGACCCUGCUCCAAGGCCCGCUCGAAGGGCAAGCCGUCGAAGAAUGGGAGUUGGAACUCAAGACCGAGACGGCAGUCAAUAAAUUUUACUCGCCAUAUCCUGAAGUUCGUGCAAUUACUACCCCAACAGACGAUGUGGACACUCCAUGCGAGACUAUUCGAGCCCAUUUCCUAGGGUAUACGUGGGCGAUUCUUGCCCAAUUCACAAACUCCUUAUUCAAUUCGCGAUUCCCUCAGAUCACUCUGACGUCUGCAGUCAUCCAAAUACUACUAUACCCCUGCGGAUUACUUCUAGCGGCGGUUUUACCAGACUGGGGCUUCAGCAUUGGUGGUAAACGGAUCUCACUCAACCCAGGACCUUGGUCGUACAAGGAACAAAUGCUUUCAACCAUUAUUGUUGACGUUGGUCUGACUUCUACCUACUACUUUUGGAAUAUCCAGACCCAAACCGUCUACUACCAUGAUCAGUGGCUGACCCCUGGAUAUGGCAUCUUGCUCUUACUCUCUACCCAACUUAUGGGGCUUGGAUUCUCGGGCCUGCUACGUCGCUUCGUGGUCUACCCGGUUGAGGCACUGUGGCCAAAUAUCCUACCGACCUUGGCAUUAAACCGGGCGCUGCUAGUGACCGAGAAGAAGGAAACGCUUCACGGUUGGAGCAUGUCGCGAUACAAGUUCUUCUUCAUUUUCUUCAGCGCCAUGUUCAUCUACUUCUGGUUGCCUGAUUAUAUCUUUCCAGCUCUUAGCUUGUUCGCAUGGAUGACGUGGAUUGCGCCCAACAACUUCAAUUUGAAUGCCAUUACGGGCUCUCAGAUGGGACUGGGCUUUAACCCGAUAUCUACUUUUGACUGGAACGUGCUAUCUACCUAUUCACAGCCCCUUGCGUAUCCAUUUUUUGCAUUCACUCAGCAGUUUGCUGGUACAGUGAUAGGCGGCAUGAUUAUCAUCGCUUUGUAUUACAGCAACGUCCAGUGGACUUCUUAUCUACCCAUCAACUCCGCAGGCAUCUUUGACAACACAGGAAACCCGUACAACAUCACGAGAGUCGUAAAGCCAGGUACCGGGACACUUGACGAGGACGGCUUCAAAGCCUACUCUCCUGCGUUCUAUAGUGCCGCAAAUCUCCUCAUAUAUGGCGCAUUCUUUGCCUUCUACCCACUCACAAUGGUGUUCAUUAUCCUGGAUGCUUGGCGACCUCUUCUCCGAGCCUACAAAUCAAUGAUGGUUUCUGCUUUUUCAACAACCAGACAGAUGAUUGUGGGACUAAAGAAUGCGAUGUCGUCACUUUUCAUGGGUCACAUACGUGAUGCUGGGAGACACUUGUGCAAUAUUUUCAAUGACAAUACUUCGAUUUACGAUAGUUUCGAUGACCCCUUCACAAACCUCAUCCGCCAUUACCCAGAGGUACCGGACUGGUGGUUCUUAGUCAUUGCCCUCAUUUCCUUCAUUCUUGCAAUCGUCGUUGUGACCAAUUGGCCACAGCUAGAUACGCCAGUUUGGACAAUAUUCUUCGUCAUUGGCCUCAACUUGGCGUUUCUCAUUCCAAUGUCCUACCUCUACGCAAUUUCGGGCACAACCGAAGGCCUCAAUGUGGUUACCGAGCUAAUUGUUGGUUAUGCCCUGCCAGGGCACCCCGAAGCAAUGAUGUUUGUCAAAGCUUUCGGGUACAAUAUCAAUGGCCAAGCAGAUAACUACAUCUCCGACCAAAAGAUGGGCUUCUACGCGAAGGUACCUCCCCGUGCCAUGUACCGCGGUCAAAUCACGAGUGCCAUCAUCACGGCACUGGUUGCUUACGGAGUCGUUCAAUUCGCCGACACGCAAAUACCUGGGAUUUGUACCCCGGAUCAGCCUUCAAAGUUCACCUGCGCGAAUGGCUCGCAAGUAUACUUUGCGUCGUCUGUCGUUUGGGGUGCGAUCGGUCCAAAGAGAAUCUUUAGUCAAGUUUAUCCGGCAAUGAAGUAUUGCUUCCUUCUAGGAUUCCUCCUUGCUCUAUUAUGGUGGACCACCAAGCGUUUGGGGCCAUAUGUCCGUCAAGCCUGUCAAACGGUUCUGCCGGCCGCAGUUUUUACCCCAAUCAAUAUCGUGAUUUUCACACCUAUAUCCUGGCUCAAACACGUCCAUCCAUCGCUCAUCAUCAAUGGUAUGUUGCUAUGGGCGCCUGUGAAUCUUACAUAUUUCACAGGCGGUUUGUAUCUCUCCUUCGCUUUCAUGUUCUACCUGAGGCGGUAUAAGACAGCAUGGUGGGAGAAGUACAAUUAUGUUCUUUCAGCUGCGCUCACCGGCGCAGUCGCGUUUUCGGGUAUCAUCAUCUUUUUCUCUGUACAAUAUCAUCCGAAGACUCUUAGCUGGUGGGGUGUUGAUGUGCUCUCAAGCACUAUUGACGGAGGUUCCGGCCAGAGUGCGCUGCUUACUGAGCUACCAGCCAAAGGUUACUUUGGUCCAGAUGUGUGGUUUUAG
Messenger RNA from Pochonia chlamydosporia 170, 2754 nucleotides. RefSeq names its product oligopeptide transporter protein. Lineage: Eukaryota; Fungi; Ascomycota; Sordariomycetes; Hypocreales; Clavicipitaceae. The record is from RefSeq and is a predicted model, not a curated record. Gene Ontology annotation, biological process: transmembrane transport. The coding region runs from base 1 to 2754 and encodes 917 amino acids. The transcript has 2 exons. Gene Ontology annotation, molecular function: oligopeptide transmembrane transporter activity.